AUGGCUGAUGGCAACGAGGAUCUGCGGGCUGACGACUUGCCUGGGCCAGCCUUCGAGAGCUAUGAGUCCAUGGAGCUUGCCUGCCCCGCUGAGCGCAGCGGCCACGUAGCCGUCAGCGACGGGCGCCACAUGUUCGUCUGGGGCGGCUACAAGAGUAAUCAAGUCAGAGGACUAUAUGACUUUUAUCUGCCUAGAGAAGAACUAUGGAUCUACAACAUGGAGACUGGAAGAUGGAAAAAAAUCAACACCGAAGGUGAUGUUCCUCCUUCUAUGUCAGGAAGCUGUGCUGUGUGUGUAGACAGGGUGCUGUACUUGUUUGGAGGACACCAUUCAAGAGGCAAUACCAAUAAGUUCUACAUGCUGGAUUCAAGAUCUACAGACAGAGUGUUACAGUGGGAAAGAAUUGAUUGCCAAGGAAUUCCUCCAUCAUCAAAGGACAAACUUGGUGUCUGGGUAUAUAAAAACAAGUUAAUAUUUUUUGGAGGGUAUGGAUAUUUGCCUGAAGAUAAAGUAUUGGGAACUUUUGAAUUCGAUGAAACAUCUUUUUGGAAUUCAAGUCAUCCAAGAGGAUGGAAUGAUCAUGUACAUAUUUUAGAUACUGAAACAUUUACCUGGAGCCAGCCUAUAACUACUGGUAAAGCACCUUCACCUCGUGCUGCCCAUGCCUGUGCAACUGUCGGAAAUAGAGGCUUUGUGUUUGGAGGCAGAUAUCGAGAUGCUAGAAUGAAUGAUCUUCACUAUCUUAAUCUGGAUACAUGGGAGUGGAAUGAAUUAAUUCCACAAGGCAUAUGCCCAGUUGGUCGAUCUUGGCACUCACUAACACCAGUUUCUUCAGAUCAUCUUUUUCUCUUUGGAGGAUUUACCACUGAUAAACAGCCACUAAGUGAUGCCUGGACUUACUGCAUCAGUAAAAAUGAAUGGAUACAAUUUAAUCAUCCAUAUACUGAAAAACCAAGGUUAUGGCACACAGCUUGUGCCAGCGAUGAAGGAGAAGUCAUUGUUUUUGGUGGAUGUGCCAACAACUUGCUUGUCCAUCACAGAGCUGCACACAGUAAUGAAAUACUAAUAUUUUCAGUUCAACCAAAAUCUCUUGUACGUUACAUUUAAGAGAAAGAAGGCCCAGGAGCAGUGGUUCACGCCUGUAAUCCUAGGACUCUGGAAGGCUCAGGCUGAGGCGGGUGGAUCGCUUGAGCCCAAGAGUUCAAGACCAGCCUAAGCAACAUGGAGAAACACCAUCUCUACAAAAAAUAUAAAAGUUAGCUGGGUAUAGUGGGUGCCUGUAGUCCCAGCUACUCGGAAGACUGAGGGGGGGAGGAUCACCUGAGCCCAGGAGGUAGACGUUGUGGAGAGCCAUGAUCCUGUCACUGCACUGGGUGACACCAGCCUGGGUGACAGAGAUCCUGUCUCAAAAAAAAAAAAAAAAAAAAGGAAAAAAACUAUUGGAUAUUACCUGAGUUGCAGAAACCUGCUGUGGAUUAAAAUGAUGCAAUAAUAACCACAAAUAGAGUUAAGUCCUAUCACAUGGAAAUGGGACUAAUACCUUGGCUAUACCACUAUUUCUCGUCCUGGGGAGAUUCUGCCCUCAGAAGACAAUGGGCAAUGUCUAGAGAUAGUUUUGGUUGACACGAUGAGGGGUGAGAAAGGAAUAGGUAGGGGCUGCUACUGGGAUCUAGUGGGUAAAGGCCAAGGAUGUCGCUAAACAUUUUAUAAUGAAUGGGACAGACCCCACAACAAAGAAUUAACCAACCCCUAAUGUUAAUAGUGCCAAAGUUGAGAAACCCUGGGCUAGAACAGCCUUCUCUCUUACCCAUUAUUAAGAAGAAAUCCCAGAGUUCUUAUUUGCUGUGCUGCCUGUGAGAUUGCCCCCAUUUAUUUUACAAUAUGAAUAAACUUAGAUUUAGGACAGAAUGCUUGGUGCUGAAGUAUAAUUAAUAUUUGAGUGUUUGCUAUGUGCCAUAAACUUUUCUAAAUGCCCUUUACAUACAUUAGUUAUCAAAACAACCCUCUCCUGGGUAGGGACAUUAUCCCCAUUCUUCAGAUGAGGAAACUGAGGCACAAAGAAUGUUUCCAAGUUUGUACAGUUACAUAUAGCAGAGUUGGGAUUAAGACCCCGAAAGUUUGACUUCAUAGCCUGCAGUCUUGUCUUAGGUUUUUAAGUUUUAAUAAGUUGUGUUUCAAACAUUCUGGGAACUGAAUUGUAAUCACAGUGUUGUAGUAGGAACCCCAACAUAAAAUCAUACCUCAUUUCCCUGUUGAUCCAGAUCUUGCUCUUCCUGUUCCGAACAUAUAAAAAUAAAAAUGUCAGCUAUAAUGUAAAAUGAAAAUUCCACACCAUUAAACCAUAAGGAGAAAGAAACAGUGAUAUAACCAGACUGUCAUUUCUGACCCACAGGAUAGGGGGCCUCAAGGUUAUAUUCUUCCUAAGACUCUGAAGUGGAUUCGUAUAUGUGUUUGUGUGUGUCUGUGUUUAUUACUUAAGAAAGUAAUGUCAUUCAAGAGAAGAAGGGUAGUUCUCUGAAGUAGACGAGGUGGGAACUGAAACUUUCAUAUAAAGUAUAUGUUAAAGCAGCAAAAGUUAUAAGGACAAUUUAAAAUGACAACUAAGGUUGAUAAGUUUGCCAGGAGAAAAGCAAAUGGAGAAUUUUGGUCAACAGAACUUUUAUUUUUAAAUAUCUGUUCAACAGUUUUGGAUAAAUUUUUCCCAUAUUCCAUAAAAUAUGCUUAAUUUUG
Gorilla gorilla gorilla (western lowland gorilla) is the source of this 2730-nucleotide messenger RNA. RefSeq names its product kelch domain containing 2 (gene KLHDC2). Lineage: Eukaryota; Metazoa; Chordata; Mammalia; Primates; Hominidae. The transcript is spliced from 13 exons. Gene Ontology annotation, molecular function: protein binding. The coding region runs from base 1 to 1107 and encodes 368 amino acids. The record is from RefSeq and is a predicted model, not a curated record.